AUGCUGAUUCGCAACUGGAAAGACUUUAAUUCGGGCUUUUUUCGCAUUGUCAUCGCCGAUUAUUGCUUUGUGAGUUUGCCACAAUUCUGCAAAAUUCGCUCGAUUUCUCAUAUCGACAAUUGCAGAAUCUGUUCACGUACCUCAACUCGAUGGUGACCCUUCGAGUGCCAAACGGCACGUGUAAAUCGUGUGCUCUAGCCGAUUUUUUCGAGGAUCUGGGAAAAGAGAAUCAGAAUAAGACUGCCGACUUUUUGUACAUUUUCUAUUUUUUCCACUUUGGAAACGCCUAUUUUCAAUACUCGAUGACUACAUUGAUGUCUCUCAACAGAGCCACCUCCAUCUUUUUCUAUUUUUCCAAUGAAAAGGUAGGCUGGGACGACGCGGAAAUUUGUUGCAGACUUCUUGGGCUUGGACUGUAGUAUGUUGGGUUCAGGCUCGGGACCAGAUGAUCUCGUACCCAAUAUACUAAGCCUAAGAAGUCUGCAAAGUUUGGGUCCGAAGCCUGGGCCGGCCUAUUUGAAACUGACAAGACCGUAAACUUGCGCGGAAAUUUGCAGAUCUGGAAAGUGGUAUUCCCAACGACAAUCGGUCUAAUGAUCGUCAUCGCCGUUUGGUUCACAAGGACUAUUUUGGCGUCAGUGCCUUAUUAUAUGUACAACGAAUCGCUGGAUAUCUAUUCGAUCACUGCCGAUACGGUAGGCGCCAGAGUUGAGCGGAAGAAUUUUUAUCUUUUUUAGAAAAUUUUUUCAUGGAAUGUGAUCAACUGACGAAAUGUAGAGCAAAGUGAACUGUGCUCAUAGAAAAAUAAUUGUUAAUUUAGCGUUUCAUACAAAAAAUUUAUUCGAGAUGUUCCGUGAAAAAAGGGGGCUAACGGAACAACUCGAAUAACUUUUUUGUAUGAAAAGUCAAAUUCACAAUUAUUUUUCUAUGAGCAGAGUUCACUUUGCUAUACAUUUCGUCAGUUGAUCACAUUCCAUGAAAAAAUUUUCUAAAAAAGAUAAAAAUUCUUCCGUUGAGUUCAUCUGCUCAACUCUGGUAGGCGCACGUUUUUCGGGGGGCAUUUACAAGGGAACCUUUUAAGUGAUUAAAGGAACCAGCCUAAACUAACGACACAGUUCGAGAGAGGGACUUUCAAAACCUAUAUUCCAGUUUUCAAAAGCUGCUUUCGAGACCUCUGAAAUGCUGAAAUUCCAGUCCGAAGUUUGACAUUUCUUAACCAUAGAUUUCGCAUUUUGAUGGCGCGGCGACCCACCCUCACACCCUUGCCACGCGCCACGAUUGUCACCGCCCGCAACACACCACGAAAAUGUGGUCGAGUGGCGCAGGAGUUAACGGUGGGGAUGAGAGGAAUGUGGUCACGGGCUCGACUCCCUGGUUUUGCUUUUUCUUUUUUCUUUCUUUUUUUCAUAUAUUUUUGACGAAAUUGUUUUGAAAUGUUGAUUUUUGAAGGGAUUAAAGUUGCCAACUGAAGUUCCUCAUCGUGUAUGCGGAAAUUCUUCAUCAACACAUGAAUCUUUUUUGCGAUGGUUUUUUUCAGAACAGCGUUUGAGUGCAGUUGAUUCUUUGAUCCAUAACUCGAAGGGGAAUUUUUGUAGAGAAUAAUGCUCAACUACAAAGUUGAUCAGCAUGACAUUUACUACAACUUUUCAGUUGACCACUUCUUUCUACAAUUUUUUGUUUUUGAGAUACAGGCUGUUGAUUAAAAGUGGGUCGUAUCACAAAAAUCAGCAAGUUUUCAAAAAAGUUGUCAACUAAAAAAGUAUGGAAAGUGUCUUCAGUAAUGUUUCUUUAGUUGACGACUUUUUGAUAUCUCAUUCAAUUCGCGAGAUACAGCAAGAUUUUGUACUACCAUCUUUAACAGCCUGUAUCUCAAAAACAAAAAAUUGUAGAAGGAAGUGGUAAACUGGAAAGUUGUUGUAAAUGUCAUGCUGAUCAACUUUGUAGUUGAGCAUUAUUCUCUACAAAAAUUCCCCUUCGAGUUAUGGAUCAAAGAAUCAACUGCACUCAAACGCUGUUCUGAAAAAAACCAUCGCAAAAAAGAUUCAUGUGUUGAUGAAGAAUUUCCGCAUACACGAUGAGGAACUUCAGUUGGCAACUUUAAUCCCUUCAAAAAUCAACAUUUCAAAACAAUUUCGUCAAAAAUAUAUGAAAAAAAGAAAGAAAAAAGAAAAAGCAAAACCAGGGAGUCGAGCCCGUGACCACAUUCCUCUCAUCCCCACCGUUAACUCCUGCGCCACUCGACCACAUUUUCGUGGUGUGUUGCGGGCGGUGACAAUCGUGGCGCGUGGCAAGGGUGUGAGGGUGGGUCGCCGCGCCAUCAAAAUGCGAAAUCUAUGGUUAAGAAAUGUCAAACUUCGGACUGGAAUUUCAGCAUUUCAGAGGUCUCGAAAGCAGCUUUUGAAAACUGGAAUAUAGGUUUUGAAAGUCCCUCUCUCGAACUGUGUCGUUAGUUUAGGCUGGUUCCUUUAAUCACUUAAAAGGUUCCCUUGUUAGGCUAGUAAAACUUUGCAAAAUGAAAACUUUGUAAUUCGGCGGCGAAUAGCAAAAUCCGCGUCAUCGUUAUUCAGUUCAAAAAGUCAGGGUAAUGUGCCGCUUCAUGGAGAAUGGAAUGGGAAAAAAUCGAGGAAAACGGAAGUGCAUGCAGUUUUGAAUGUUCAGGACAUUCUGUCGGCGUACUGGAACGUCAUCCGCUACAUGGCUUUCGCCGUGCUCUCCUCUGUGAUUCUCAACACGAGUUCGGUGAUGAAAUUGAAAUUGAUGCAACAGAAGUUGUCGACGGUCGAGCGCAAUUUGUUGUUCGCCACGAUCACCUCGUCGUUUGUUCAGUGUGCCGCCGCUGCGAAUACAGUGAACUUUCUAAAACAACCUUAACUUUUAAAUUAAAUUUUUUCAGUUUCUACUUCAAUUGGACCUCAAGCGGACCACUUUAUGGGGACAAUUCGCGCAACUAAUGCUGCCAUUUUCCAGCGAUUUUUUGACAAUCAGUCAGCCGUAUAUAUUGAUUUUUUUGAGCUCAAAGGCAAGUUUACGAGGUUUCUCUUUAACUUUAAACAUUUUUUCAGGUCCGUACCGCGAUGGCUAACAUGUAUUUCUCGAAAAAUUCCAAAGUCAAUGUAAUGUUCACUAAAACCAAUGGUAAUUUAUUGAUUUUUUUAGAAAGUCUUUGUUCUUCAAACAUUUUCAGAAUGA
Messenger RNA from Caenorhabditis sp. 36 PRJEB53466, 3189 nucleotides. NCBI's taxonomy places the organism in Eukaryota, Metazoa, Nematoda, Chromadorea, Rhabditida, Rhabditidae. The record is from the annotation of a GenBank genome assembly.